Molecule: messenger RNA, 5629 nt
Organism: Lactuca virosa
Lineage: Eukaryota; Viridiplantae; Streptophyta; Magnoliopsida; Asterales; Asteraceae
Source: the annotation of a GenBank genome assembly
AUGUGUCCCUCAUUGGGUUUAAUAGGGAGGAUUCAAUAUAAGUGUUUGAACGAUAAUAUGAGAUUUGAAGGAGAACUACUCUACCGUAGAGAUGACGUAGAGAUGACAGCCGUUCACCACCUCCACCACAAAAUUAAGAGGCGACUCACUCUUCUUCCUCCUCGCCUCUUGGUUUUUUCUCAAGAAAGAGAUACUUCUGUGAAAUGGUUUUCAUGCCUACCCCCAGUUAACCACACACGAGAAGCUGUCAGUUUUUGUGCCAAUCCUCAAGGAAAAGCCCCAAAGAAUCCAGUAGUGCCUUUAAUGGUCCAAAUGGUGACUCGGAUUCCCAAGGGACAUAAACACAACAAAGUAUCUAAGACUCAACUGAAGGACCAAUAUUUCAACAUCCUAUUGACCCAUGUUCAAAUCCUGGCACUACUCAGCCCUUGUGGCCAUGGAGGUUCGCCUGCAGUGACUCCAGGGCAUGAGUCAAAGCCUCAUGUUUGCAGCGGGGAUUAGUCGGUGCGCGAAAGCUGGCCCGGAAACCCUUGUGAGGGAAGUUCCCUUUCCAAAAAAAGUCUAGACUUAUUUUUUUUACACUUAUUUCAUAUUAACUAGAAAAGGGGUCCAUGUAGUUUUGUUUUUUUCUCAUCUAUUUCAAGUUGGUUUAGGGCGAAAGUGGUCAUUUUACAUAGACUUAACAUUUCAAAGACAUAAAUUGUGGCCAAAUGUGGGUUUUGAGGGCAAAAUGGUCAUUUUAGAUGGACUUAACACCCGAGGGAUGAAAAGUAGCAUCAAUGAUGGUUUUAGAGGCACAACGGUAAUAUUACAUAGACUUAACACUAUAGGACAAAAAAUAUGACCAAAUGUGGUUUUAAGGGUAAAAUGGUCACUUUAUAUGGACUUAACAUGAGAGGGACAAAAGAUUUAACCAAUAUUAACCAUUAACCAUAAGUUACACUAAUAUAUUUCCAAAUAAUUGCCUUUUAAAUUUACAAUUCCAAAUAUAAUUACAUACCAUAUAUUUAAUAUUGUAUUAUAUUAAAAACAUUUAUUAAUAUUAUGCGUUCGGUUCAGUUUUUAUUGGUUUGGUUUGGAUGAAAACCAUACCCAUAUGUAUUUGGUUAAUCAAAAAUAAAAACUACACCAUCUUGUUUAGUAAAUGCUUAGUUAAAAUGGUUCGGUUAUAUCACUUAAUUUAGUUUUGAUUCAGUUUUUCGGUUAUAUUUUCACCCCUAAUUAUAAUUUCAUAUAAAUUUGUUUUCUUUGUAUGUUUAAUUAUUUAUACGUGCGAUGUUUGAUAUAAACCAAUUUAGGUUAACUAUGAAAUAUAUGAUAUUUUGAUGCAAUAUUUGAAAUAUUUGAAAUGAAUUAUGUGAAUCUCACGUCAAUUGACACAUAAUUAGGUUGUCUAAGUCUUUGUUUUUUUUCUUGUAUUAAGUUGAUAAAGUUUAUUGAAUGGAUAAUGAUAUAUGUAUGGAUAAAGUAUUACUCAUAUAAAUAUUGUUAUUUUCCGUAUUGAAUGAACAGUCUGAAUUUGAACAGAAGAGUAUUUACCAUAUUUUUAAAAAAUUACAAAUAAAAAUAUACCACUUAUUUGAUAAUUAUAAAUUACAACUAGUGGAGAAACCGCGCUCCGCGGGGUUCGGUUAAGACCAGAGUUUUAUACUUUUGUUUAUCGGUUAUGUAUGCGGUUUAGUUAGCCUACCAUACAUCUAUCCAUAAAUUGUACCACCCAACAUAGCCUACAAUACAACUUUUUUUUUUCUUCUUACAGUAACAUUUUUAUUAAAUUCAUAACUGUCUAGCCUUUUUGAAAUUGUCUAAUUUAUAUUUUUCUUUUUUAUGAUUUUCAAUAAUAUAUUCAUGCUACUGUGAUUUUUUGACAUAACAAAACAUUUAAUAUAAAUUUUUUCUAACAAAAAUUGAAAUUACAUGAGUAUUUUAACAAAUCACUAUAAUAGUUUUUAAAAUUUAAACAAUCAUAAUUUGAUAUCAUAUUUCAGACAUACACAUACUAAGAGCAUGAGAAAAUAAAGCAACCUAAGAAUGCAGUUAUCCAGAGCCAAAAGUUUAAGAUUUAUUAAUGAAAACUUGGUGUCUUCAUCGUGUUUUCUUUUAACUACAUCUGGAUAUAAAAUGCUAGAUGUUACACCACAUAUUUUAGAUGAUAUAGCUAAAAGUGUGCAUAUUGUGUCCUCUGUGAAUCUUCUUCUGAGCUCCACAUGGAAUCUACCACUUGCACAAUUACAAAUGGUAGAAGAAUGAAGGUAAUAGAGUAAGUGAAGAACAUGAGGGUUUAUGUUCUAACUGUUCUUUGGUUUAGCGUUAUCUCUAUAAAGAGAUAAAUAAACAUUAUAGUCCUAUAAAAGCAAAACAAAGAUUUUAAAAAAAAUUGUUAAAGAAUUGGAAAAUAGUAAAACCCUGUCAUUAUAAAAAACCAAACGAUUAAUCAGAGGUUGGAGAUUUAUCAGCCACCGAUCAAAGCAGAAACAGAAUCGCCUAAUCAUAAGAUAGGUAAAAGAUUAUGAAAAAGAAGUAUUACACUUUGGAUAUUUCUCAUCAAAAAGAUAAGUGCACCUCUUUGAAGAUUACACUAUGAGAGACCUUGUUGAAGCCCUACAAAAUCGACAUAGAAGCAUUUAUUUAGAAGCAAUAUGAUAGGGAAAAGAUUAUGAAAAAGAUGUAUUUAGUCAAAAGGGAGUCAUCAAGAACCAGUUUUCGGAACAUCUUCAAAGAAGCUUCGUUUAAAGCCCCAAUCAUUUAAAAGUUGAAGUGGUUAGACCUUGUGGGUGAGAAAAACUGGACAAAAAGAAGAUGAUUAGAAGAACUCAUGACCUUAAAAUUACCUUAAUUUGAGUUUCCAUGAACCCUUUUAAUCAGGGCUUUGAAUAGUUAGAACAGUCAACUCACCAUCUUUGUCAUCAUCCCAAUCUGCUGGCUGCAAUUUUAGAUCAUUAUAAGUAAAAACUAAAUAAUAAAAAAUCUAAAAUGGAUCGGAGGGUCAAGCCAUGAUUGUAAUUGUUUUUUACCACAAAAUCAAAUGAUCCAUAUAAAUACAUAAAUGAAGGAAUGGUAAAAUGGUCAUUUAAUUCUAAUACUUAGAUCGUUUACUCGGACCAAUGGAUAGCAACCUACAAACAAUUCUAGUGUACUUUCAAUUUCCAACUCUUCCAUAGGCUUAUUAAGAAUACGGCUAAAUGCUAGAAAUAGAAACGUACUUUAACUUAUUUGUUUAUCCCAACAAUCUACUUUCAUUUCUUUCUAUUACGACAUUAUACUUUCAGUUAUUUUAUUUAUUAACACAUUGUACGUUAAAAAAUUUAUUCAUCUAUAGCAUUGCACCUUCAAAAUAAAAAAUAUAUUAGGACAUUGUAUUUGAAAAACAACCCAUAUAUAACAAUGAAAAUUGUUUUGUAUCAACAUUACUAUAUUAGACGGAGUUUUCAUCAUACAAAGUUAUAAUAAGUAAAAAAGAGCGUAGGAUGCGAUAAUAAACAAAAAACAAAAGUACAUAUCUGUUUCUUGCAUUUAGCCCUUAAGAAUUGUGAAAAAUCCGUUAACCUAUCACACUCCAUAAGGGUUUAUCUUCAGCAAGUAAAGAUUUUAAGCAAAUAAAUAUUGUAAUUUAUGAGCCUUACUUUUAGCAGCAAGAAACCCCGAACAAAAAACAAUUCCACUGGUAGCAAAUGGAUGUGCAACAACAAAGAACAACUAUCUGAAACCCAAAAUACAUGUUACCAGCUUAAUUUGAGCAAAAAAAAAAAAAUAGGAAACCAAAAAGAAGAAAAGUCAAUCAUGACAACAAUCAACCAUUAUCUUAACAAACCUUUGAUCUUUUGAAGCAUAACAUCCUCAUAAAUAUUAAACUCUGACUUAAAAUCUUGCAGGGAAUCCUAUUACCUUCCUAGUAGUGCUUCAGAAUUUUUGCACCAAAUGAGAACUCAAAACACAGAAGUUUGAAGUUUUAGUAACAUAGAGUUUUUCAAGAAGAUAAAUCAAGAAAAGGAGGAUCAUAAUGCAAUUUAUUCUUACCCUCGAGCCAUAAACCUCAGCAGUAUCAAACCAAGUUAUAGCACUAUCUAAACUUGCAGCAAAUGCAUUCUUACAAGCUUUCAUCUUCCUAUCUGCAAUCGUCCGGAAGAGAAACCUAGUCCUGAUAUCAUUUUCAGUCAGAAACCAAUAGAUAAUAGAGCACAUAAGCUUAAAACAGUUCACUGGGGAGUUUUCACGAACACCUGGCGGACAAAUUUUCAAUAUUUAAUCAAAAUUACCAUUCCAUUUGAAAUUGUUCCAAUAACUGGUAGGGUGUCAUGACAAAGCUCCAAUUGCAAGCUUUGUAAACUUGAAAUCAGAACCACCCGGCUUCACAAACUUAUCUUCCUCGUCGUUCAACCUUUCUCUCGCUAAAAGCAAAGUUUCAGACACUGGUUUGUUAUUAUGCUUUAACUACUAAUCUAAGUACAAACAUUACUUUUUUGUGUUCGAUGCAGAAAUUCUCCACACCCACCACUACCACCGCAGCUGCCAAUGGUGAUAGAUGCAAACCUAUUGAAAUGUUACAUACCUGGUUGAAAACCAUUGGAGUAACUGGAGAGGAACAAAAGUUAGAGACCUGAUGUCGGUUGAGGGAAAUCAAAGAGUCACACAUUCCAUUUCCAAAUUCGAUUUUGAGGACUUUCAAUUUAAGUCAAUAGCUGAUAAACGUACCCUUUUUUUUUGAGGAAUUUAGGAAUAAUCAAUGAAUAUCCAGUUUCCAAAGUCGGACAAUUAUUUGUACAUAGGAAACAAACGAACUCAGAAAUGUUAAACCGGAAUAAAGAACCAAACACAAAAAUUAGAAAUCAAUAAAAAAAGCAUUAAUACCUUUAUGUGGGACCAAAAUCUUCGUGCUAAACCUCCAGUGGUGGCGGCAUCUAGGGUGGACAAAAAUUAGAAGUAUAUGAGAAACAGUCGGACUAAAAUCUUUCUCUUCAACCUCAUAAAAAACCCAAAUCGGUGGUAAGGGAGCAGGUAGGGAAUCAAAAGUAGAAAACGAAUCACUAUGCUUUGACCGUUCUUCCUUUUGAUUGUUCCCCUUUUCAUCAUCGAUCUUUUAUUCCAAAUGGUCAAAAAACAAAAAAUCAAAAGACAAAAGCAAACCUGUCGUCUUCUUCUGAUGGGACGAUCCGACGAUUUUAGAAAUUGAUCACAUAAGGUUUGAAGGGAGAAGGUGGAUACCGUAUCGAGUGUUCAAGUCGACAAACUGAGAGGAGCAGGAAGUGGCGUUGGGAAGCAUCAAGAAGAAAAAAAGAUACAGAAGGGAUAGAUGUACAUGUCAAAGUGAAUAAAGAAGCAUUUGAGGCGGUGGAAUCUGUUGAUGGAUUAACCAGGUGAAGGAAGCAAACACAUGUAGUGGAAUCUGUUGAUGGAUUAACCAGGAAGCAGUGGACACAUGUACAGAACACUUAUCACUCCUGAAAGAUGCAAACACGUGUGACAAACAAUAUCUAUAUUGACGUAAAAUGACCUUAAGACGGAUUUGAACAGACACAUAUAAACAAAGGACCAAUUAUGCCAACCCUUAGAAGAAAGAACUGCAAACACACCCAUAAUCAGGGGACCAGUUCUGCCCAAAGCCUAAGAAGAUCACUGUAGCUAAGAUAGG